This is a messenger RNA of Lodderomyces parapsilosis, 1710 nucleotides long. RefSeq lists its product as uncharacterized. The record is from RefSeq and is a predicted model, not a curated record. The transcript has a single exon. Gene Ontology annotation, molecular function: amino acid transmembrane transporter activity. The coding region runs from base 1 to 1710 and encodes 569 amino acids. Gene Ontology annotation, biological process: amino acid transmembrane transport. Gene Ontology annotation, cellular component: membrane. Lineage: Eukaryota; Fungi; Ascomycota; Pichiomycetes; Serinales; Debaryomycetaceae.
AUGUCAAUUUCCAAACCGCAUGUUAUAGAAUUAGAAAACUUUGACAAACUAGACGAAGACGUCUACUCAUCAGCAUCAGGAACAACCACAUCUCAUUCCAAAUUCAAAGGAUAUUGGCACCAAUUUCUCGAUGGAUUCCAACGAGCACCACCAUCAGCUGCUGAAGGUGAUGAUCGUAAAAAAGCAAUUUCUAAAAACGAAUUACGAUUAAUGUCGUUAUCAACGGGAUUAGGUACAGGGUUAUUGGUGGCUGCUGGUAAUAAAUUACGUAUGGCUGGUCCUGCUGGUGUUUUGAUUGCAUAUGCAAUCACGGGAUUGGUUAUGCUUGUGCCGACGAUUUCCUCAGUGUCGGAGUUAUCUAUUGCAUAUCCUGGCUUACCAGGUGGGUUCCAAUCAUACUACUCCAAGUUCAUUGAUGAUUCAUUGGGAUUUGCCUUGGGAUGGAGUUAUGCUUUCCAAUGGUGUUGCGUUAUAUCGUUGGAGUUGGUCACAGCAGCAAUGACAAUUAAAUUUUGGACAUUAUCAGUGAAUCCAGACGUUUGGGUGACAAUUUUUCUUGUCGUUGUGUUACUCAUAAAUCUUGGUGGUGCCAAAGUGUAUGCUGUGGCUGAAGGAUUUUUCAAUUCAUGUAAAGUUUUGAUGUUGUGCGGUUUUGUUAUAUUUGGAUUGAUUAUUGAUGUUGGUGGUGGACCUCAAGGGUUUAUUGGUGGCAGAUAUUAUCAUAACCCGGGUGCUUUCACCAAUUUUAAAGGAUUGGCAUCAGUGUUUGUUACCGGUGCAUUCUCAUUGGGUGGUUCAGAGUUUAUUAGUCUAUCAGCUGCUGAAACAAAGAAUCCAAGAAGCUCAAUCCGUGCAGCUUCAAAGUUGGUUUACUUCAAAGUUAUCAUUUUGUUUCUUGGAUCAUUGACAUUUGUUGGAUUAUUGGUGCCUCAUAAUUCACCACAAUUGUUCGGAUCAGGAAGUGCAGCUACUCACUCGUCGCCUUAUGUUAUUGCUGCUGAAAUGCAUGGUGUUAAAGUAUUGCCCCAUAUAAUUAAUGCCGUGAUUCUUAUUUCUGUCACUUCGGUAUCGGUUGCUGCCAUGUAUAGUUCUCAACGGUUAAUUCAAUCAUUGGCUCAUCAGAAGUUGGCCCCCAAAUGGUUGGAUUAUGUUGAUAAACAAGGAAGACCAUUGCGUGCAUGGUUUGUUACCAUCUUGUCUUCGUUUUUUGCAUUUAUUGCUGCUUAUGAUAAAGAAGAAACGGUGUUUACAUGGCUAUUAUCCAUCUCGGGUAUUUCAUUUGUUGUAUGUUGGUUAUUUAUCUGUGUGUCCCAUCUUCGUUUCAGAGCAGCCUUGAAACAUAAUGGAAUUGCCUUGGAUACAUUGGCAUUUGUUGCUCCCACCGGAGUAAUUGGCUCGUGGUGUUCAAUAAUUAUAAACAGUUUAAUCUUGAUUGCUCAAUUUUGGACAUCAUUAUUCCCCGAAGGCAAGCCUGAUGCCAACAACUUUUUCGAAAAUUAUCUUGGAGCCCCGGUCAUGUUGUUGUGUUAUGUUUGUCAUAAACUCUAUACUCGCAAUUGGCGAUUAUGGAAACCGGUUGAAGAGAUUGAUGUUAAUAAAGAUCGUGUUAUUUAUGAUCCUGAGAUUUUGGAGUUGCAGAAUUUGGAGGAUAAGGAACGGUAUAACAAGGCACCUAUUUGGAAAAAGAUCUUGAUUGUUUGCUUUGAUUAG